Lotus japonicus is the source of this 1442-nucleotide messenger RNA. RefSeq names its product AP2-like ethylene-responsive transcription factor At1g16060. The transcript is spliced from 8 exons. Lineage: Eukaryota; Viridiplantae; Streptophyta; Magnoliopsida; Fabales; Fabaceae. Gene Ontology annotation, molecular function: DNA-binding transcription factor activity; DNA binding. Gene Ontology annotation, biological process: regulation of DNA-templated transcription. The record is from RefSeq and is a predicted model, not a curated record. Bases 64 to 1278 code for a protein of 404 amino acids.
ACUCAACAAGUCAAGGACACUUGUUGAGAAGGAAAAGAAGACACAGAAAAUCACAAUUAAAGAAUGGAAAUAGUGAUAAAGCAUGAAGAGAACAAGAGGAAGAGCUGGAUGUCCAUGGCGGAAGAAGUGUUUAAAGUAGCUCCGGGUGCCAAGAGACGGCGAAGAGAGCCUCCUCCAGCUGAUAACAAAGGUCAAAAGCAACAGUUGCUGCCACAGCAACAAGUUGAACAAAAUUCUACUACCAACACUACUACAAAGAGAAGUUCAAGAUUUAGGGGUGUCAGCAGACAUAGAUGGACGGGUAGAUAUGAAGCACACUUAUGGGACAAGCUCUCUUGGAACAUGACCCAAAAGAAGAAAGGGAAGCAAGUUUACCUUGGGGCUUAUGAUGAAGAAGAAUCAGCAGCCAGAGCAUAUGAUCUAGCUGCACUGAAGUACUGGGGAACAUCAACUUUCACCAAUUUUCCUAUUUCAGAUUAUGAGAAACAGAUAGAGAUAAUGCAAACUAUGACAAAAGAGGAGUACUUGGCUACUCUAAGGAGAAAGAGUAGUGGCUUUUCAAGAGGUGCAUCAAAGUAUAGGGGUGUUGCAAGGCACCAUCACAAUGGUAGAUGGGAAGCAAGGAUUGGGAGGGUUUUUGGAAACAAAUAUCUCUACCUUGGCACCUAUAGGACCCAAGAGGAAGCUGCUCGUGCUUAUGACAUAGCGGCCAUCGAGUGCAGAGGGAUCAGUGCUGUGACCAAUUUCGACUUGAGUACUUACAUAAGAUGGUUAAAUCUUUCAGCAGGAAAUAUCUCAGAAACAAAACUAGAACCAACAGUAGUACAGGAGUCUCAGACAGUGGCAAACACAGAAGGGUACAAAUCCUUGGCCAUUAACAGCUCUACUUACAAUUCGGAGUAUCUGAAUUCCCCUCAAAAGCAUGAAGUGUUCGAGAACAAAACAUACCAAUUCUCCAGCCCUAACUCAUCUUCUCCAACUGCACUUGGGCUCCUUCUUCGCUCUACAGUAUUCAGAGAAUUGGUUGAAAAGAAUUUGAACAUAUCUGAGGAUGAAACUGAUGGGGAAGACACAAAAGAUCAACAGCCGCAUGCAGCUAGUGAUGAUGAGUUGGCUGGGAUCUUUCAUGAUGGAACUGGUCAUAUAUCACCUUUCUGUAAUCCCAACAGAGACAACUUAGAAAUGCAAGGAGACAUGCAGUCCAGUUUAUUAAAGAGAAGUGUCAGCCCUCAAAGUCAAGGUGCAAAAGUGCUAGAUAAUCCACACUACCAUUGCUGAAGGAAACAUGAAGAUAACUAAUUGUGCAUUCCUAUGAAACACUGAAUUUCUUGGGUGCGUAGAUCUGAAUUACUUCCAGUUUUGGACAUCAAAAUAAUGAUCCACUUAGUCGUUAAAUUUAUAUGCUUGACUACCCCGGAAUAUGUAUAUGGAAGCCAUAGUUA